Messenger RNA from Fusarium tjaetaba, 1947 nucleotides. Its product is annotated as regulatory alcR. NCBI's taxonomy places the organism in Eukaryota, Fungi, Ascomycota, Sordariomycetes, Hypocreales, Nectriaceae. The transcript is spliced from 3 exons. The coding region runs from base 1 to 1947 and encodes 648 amino acids. The record is from RefSeq and is a predicted model, not a curated record. Gene Ontology annotation, biological process: regulation of DNA-templated transcription. Gene Ontology annotation, molecular function: zinc ion binding; DNA-binding transcription factor activity, RNA polymerase II-specific.
AUGUCUUUUCAAACCCCCAGACGCCAGAAACGUUCAUGUCUCCAGUGUCAAAAGGCAAAGAAGGCUUGUGAUGGAUAUGCUCUCAACAGAGACCCGGGUCCCAGCCCCAGUUCGCCAACUUCAUCUAACAGCUCUGAUCAAAGUCCUAUUUCAAGCAUUCUUCCUUGCUCAUAUUGUCAGAAGACAUUGAAGACAUGCUCCUUCAACUCGAUAUGGGGUCUGGCUCGUGCACAUGUAGACCAAGGCUCAUAUGAUCCCAGUGUUCCUAGGGCUCUCAACAACCGAGUCUCCGAUCGAACAUUGUCUGCAAGUUCCCUGUCCCCUAUCAAAACAGAAGCCGCCACAGCAACUUCUGUCAAGUCUACAUCACAAUCGGACGCAGAGCCUAGCCAGAAUCACCAGAAAAGGGCCUCUCUUGAACAAAAAAUAUCGACAGUCCUUUCGCCCUUCACUGCCAGUGUCUUAAUGACCACAGCUUUCAAUAACCAGCUUAUUACACGAAGUCUACUUCACAUUUAUCACAAUGUUCUUGAGAAUAACCUGUCCUGUUGGAUAUCCGAAGCAACCUGCCCCUACUCCAUGUCAUCCUCAUCCCAAGAAAGCAUUGCACCAACACAUGACGAUGCGGCCUACUCCAUUCGUACCUUUGGACCGACCAACCCGUUUUAUCAGUACAUCAUCUAUUUGGACCGUGUCACGCAAGAACUUUGCAAUCCAUUAUCUCACACAGAGGAUAUGGCGGUUUCCCGGACACUGCAUCUUUGCAUACUAGCCUUUGCGGCUCAAUGGACUCGGAAACAGACCAAGAGGAGGACAGUAUCGUCCACGAGUAUUAGGCACCUACAACACUCGGAUACAUCAGCUACUAUGCCAAUGGACUGUAGUCUGCAAUUACAACUUUGGAAGCAAGCAAGAACAGCCCUUCGACAAAACACAGAGAUUGAAUGUUUUAGGAUUGUUUAUGCUGAAUUCGUCUUGGGCAUCACCGAAAGACCAGAACAAAGAUAUAAUCAGGACUGCAAUAGCCAAAGGGAUGAUACCUGUCUACCAAGAGAUCAACAUUCGGUUGCUCAUUCCAUCGGACACAUCAUGUCACAUGAGCUUCCUUCUAUGCAUCUGGAACAAGCUACGAGGAAAGUUUCUGCAUUGAAAUACCGCUUUGAUAUGGAGGAACUCAGGUUGAAGAGCCGACCUCGAGACAUCUAUGCUGUGCAACGACGUCGGGCCGUUGGUUUCAUAUACUGGCUCCUUGUAAUGUUCGACACUAUCCUCUCACCACUGAGCAAGCGCCCAGUUGUUAUAUCAGAUGAUCACUGCAUGCCAGAUUCAACAGUAAACACUGAAGAUAAACCAUGCCGAUGGAAACUUGAUAUGUUCCUGAGGGACGACUCCGAAAUGCCACAAUCUCUACGCUGGCCCUGCUCAGAGGAAGUUGCCUCAAGAGCGAUGAUCAAAGCGGCGCCUAUUAAGGUUUUACUUUAUCGCCAACUAUCCUAUAUCCAGAGCGCUUUGCAGAAGCAAUCGAGCAUUCAGAAUAUCAUCGACGCCACAAAAGGAGCAACUACUGUCUGUCGAUACUGGGACAUGACGUACGCCUCAUUCUUCCAAGGCCUGUUACGAGGCUAUGAUAGCGCUUCGCCAAAGCUUAAAAGCUGGGUUGUGUGUAUCUUCACAGCCUGGAAUCUCGGUACGCUUGUUCUCGCGGACUUGUCAGAACUAGUGCACGAGAAGGCAACUAUUGGUGGCAACAUCAGUCAUGCACCAAACAGCUAUGUGGAUAUGAGGCGGAGCAGUGCUAUUAAUCUCGCUGAACUCGCCGGCACUGUCGUUCCGCAUGAGACGGGCCACUUCGACCAGCUUCCAGAAGGACAUACCACGGUUCAAGAGAGUCCGCUGUGCUUCUAUGUUUCUCGAAUAGACUGGACGACUGUGGCUAAGAUAUUGUAA